Molecule: messenger RNA, 495 nt
Organism: Trichoderma virens Gv29-8
Lineage: Eukaryota; Fungi; Ascomycota; Sordariomycetes; Hypocreales; Hypocreaceae
Product: oligosaccharyl transferase
Exons: 4
Coding region: 1-495 (164 amino acids)
Biological process (GO): protein N-linked glycosylation
Cellular component (GO): oligosaccharyltransferase complex; membrane
Source: RefSeq, a predicted model, not a curated record
AUGCCCGCCAAGAAGAACGCAGCCCGCGAGCCGGUCCCUUCAGCUGCUGCGACCACCCAAUCCAGCACCACAGCCGCGGGCUCUGUCCCAGCAGCAGCGGCGCCAGUGCCAGCGCCAGUGUCGACGCCUGUUUCCGCGCCAGCAGCGAAGAGCGCCCCGGCCAACUGGGACAAGGUGCUGCAGAACAUCUACCAGUAUUACAUGAACGAAACGCCGCAGCGGACCAAGCUCAUCGACGUCUUCCUCGUCUUCAUCGCCGUUGUGGGCGCACUGCAAUUCCUCUACUGCAUUCUGGCCGGAAACUACCCAUUCAAUGCCUUCCUUUCAGGUUUCGGAGCAACUGUUGGCCAAUUUGUUUUGACGAUCUCCCUGCGUAUACAGACAGCUGCCGCGAACAAGAGUGACUUCCCGGAGGUAUCUCCUGAACGAGCAUUUGCCGACUAUGUUGUUUGCAGUCUGAUUCUACAUUUCUUCUGCGUCAACUUCAUCAACUAA